This is a messenger RNA of Anopheles moucheti, 1399 nucleotides long. Its product is annotated as prostaglandin reductase 1-like. Lineage: Eukaryota; Metazoa; Arthropoda; Insecta; Diptera; Culicidae. Gene Ontology annotation, cellular component: cytoplasm. The record is from RefSeq and is a predicted model, not a curated record. The coding region runs from base 353 to 1399 and encodes 348 amino acids. Gene Ontology annotation, molecular function: 2-alkenal reductase [NAD(P)H] activity; 15-oxoprostaglandin 13-reductase [NAD(P)+] activity. Gene Ontology annotation, biological process: prostaglandin metabolic process. The transcript has 2 exons.
AUUAGGCAACAUCCUUAUCAGCAACGAUAAGAUAAUGACCGGAGAAGUCUUAGGGGUCUCGUUUUCGUUGAAGCGCUUACAGAAAUGGUGCUCGUUAUCAUCUUCGAAUUCUCGCUUGUUUUCUGCUUCCCUUGACAGAUACGAAUUGUCAUUCUGAUACAAUUGUGUUUGUCUUGUUUAUCAGCAGAAUCUCGCAUUUGCAGGAACCUCAUCGAAUAGGGAAGUCGCAAGACUUAGUUAAAAGUCUAAAAAGGAAACAUUAAGCCUUUGAUUAUGCGGGGAAAGCCAAAGGCUCACUUUGCAUAGAACCAUAUAUUUUGUUUCGCAAAAGAGGAAGAAGCACAUCAUCGAAAUGACAGUGCUUUGGAAGCAUAUUGCCCGACGAUGGUAUUCCGGUGGUGGUACAGCAUUUGCCAGAAAAUGGAUUUACGCAAAAACGUUUAAAGGUGAACCGUCGCACGGUAAUUUCCGACUGGAGACAGAACCUAUUCCAGCAACGUUGCAAAAAGGCGAGUUUCUGGCCCAGGCCGAAUACCUUUCGGUCGAUCCGUAUAUGCGCCCAUACAUGCUCGCCUACCCGGAAGGUUCACUAAUGAUUGGUGGCCAGAUAGCACAGGUGACGAAGAGUGCCAAUGAACAGUUUCCCGUUGGGGCCCGCGUCUUCGGGCAGUUCGGUUGGCGAACGCAUACCGUCUGUGAUCCAGCGAGGGAGGAAAAGGAUAAACCAUAUGUAUUGCCAGAUUUUGGGCAGUAUCCCACCAGCCUUGGCUUGGGCAUUCUCGGUAUGCCCGGAAACACCGCAUACUUUGGAUUACAGGAACUUUGCCAACCAAAAGCGGGAGAAACGGUUGUGGUAAGCGGUGCAGCCGGAGCAGUGGGAAGUGUGGUAGGACAGAUCGCGAAGAUUAAAGGCUGCCGCGUAAUCGGGAUUGCCGGAUCGGACGCAAAAUGCGAAUGGCUGCAAAAAGACCUUGGGUUCGACGGUGUAAUCAAUUACAAGCGGGCAAACGUAUACGCCGAGCUGAAGACCGCUGCUCCAAAGGGAGUUGAUUGUUAUUUCGACAACGUCGGCGGGGACAUAACAGAGACGGUGCUGAAGCAGAUGAACGUGUACGGGCGAAUUGCGGUGUGCGGUGCAAUCUCAAAUUAUAAUAACGCCGUUGCCAAAGUUACCGAUCCGCAGCGACAGUUUGUCUUUAAACAGCUACGUAUGGAAGGAUUUCUUGUCUGGCGUUGGAACGACCGAUGGCUGGAGGGCAUCGAAGCGAACCUGCGUUGGAUACGGGAGGGUCGUCUUACGUUCCAGGAAACUGUCACAGAGGGUUUUGAUAAGAUGCCAGAUGCUUUUAUCGAUAUGUUGCGUGGCGGUAACACAGGCAAGGCCGUGGUGAAAGUGUAG